AUGGCUGAAAAGCGAAAGCUGCAGCAGGAGGUGGAGAAGACGCUGAAGCGCGUCGAGGAGGGUUUAGACGCCUUCAACGACGUCUGUGAAAAGAUGCAUGGGCCGGUGGUCAGUGCCUCGCAGAAAGAGAAGUUCGAGAACGAAUUAAAGAGGGAAAUAAAGAAGUUGCAGCGGCUGCGGGACCAAAUAAAGACCUGGCAGACGUCGUCGGACAUCAAGGACAAGGCGCCCCUGGACGAGGCCCGGAAGAAGAUUGAACGCGAAAUGGAACGCUUCAAAGUCUGCGAAAGGGAGUCCAAGAUGAAGGCGUUCUCCAAGGAAGGCCUCGCGGCGAAGACGAAGCUCGACCCGCAAGAAGAAGAAAGAAAUCGACACAGAGAGUGGCUGAACGAAUUCAUUUCCACCCUCAACACCCACGUGGACGCUCACGAAGCCGAAGAAGAACUCCUCAUGAGCAGCAAAAAAGGGAAACACAGAGACCACGCCAACACGGAGCGACGCCUUGGCCAGCUUCAGCUGUACGUACAGCGCCACCGAUGGCACAUCAACAACAUGGAACUGAUUUUGCGGAGACUCGAAAACGACUCUCUCGACCUGUCGGUGAUGGACGAACUGAAGGAAAGCAUCGAACUGUACCUCGACAAUUUCAACGAUGACGACUUCUUCUUCGACGAAACGCUCUACGCUGCCCUGAACCUUGACGCUCCCGAUGACAACUCCGAGAUGGUCAAGGAUUCAGAAGAGGAAAACACCAGCUCGGACCAAUGUGGCGACUCGACGCCUCCGAGUGGGCGCGGAAGUCAAGAGGCUUCCGGGGCGGCCGGAAGCCCGACGAGCACGGCGAGCGUUCCGUCCUUCAACUCGGAUCGCACCGAGCGGCUUCCUGGAACCGUCGCGCCUGGCGAGAAGAGCCGGAACAGCGGCGCGCUGAGCGCACCUGCGAAGGCGCCUUCGAGUCGAGGCUCUGCGGGGGCUGCUCCGGGGGCCUCAGGAGCCUCGAAAGGCGAGAAAGGCCUUUCCGGCGACGCGGGGAAGGCACGGCCUGGGGGCGAGAAGGGCGCCGAUGGUGGCGCCGCCUCAGGCGCGCUGUCCCCGAACGGUUCCAGCGGCGGCAGUUCUCCGGGGCUCCUCGUUGCGAAGAAGGGUGCCGAGAGAGGCUCGCCGGGAGAGGCGGCGAGUCCCGCAGCGCCUUCUGCGGACGCGUCACGCGCGACCAACGAAGGCGAGACGCUGUCUCCACACGCGUCUGGGAAGGCGCAGAUGUCUCCUCGGACGGGAGAAAACGGCGUCUGGACGGGCGCCAGACGCCCCGGCGCGAGCCUGCUGCCGGCGGUCAGUGCGGCUUCCUCGGCACCCGCCAGCGGCCGGUGGGCGGCAGUCGCUGGGGGCCUUGCAGGCGCGGAUGGGCAGAGUGUCCGGAAGCGCGGGGCCUCUGAGGAGAAGAAGGACGACGGCGAGGAGGCGCGGAGACGCAGUGUGCCGGGACGCGAGCCUGAGGAAGAGAAGGGCGCAGCAGCCAAGGACAAACGCCGCGGCGGAGCGGCCCCAGGCCCUCAGGGGAAGGCCCAGGGAGACGGCGCCGCCGAGAGGAAUUCCGGUGAAGCGGAUCAGAAGGCCGAGAGCGGCGACCGAGAGCGCCUCGAGAUGGAAGACGAAGAGGCGCAGGGAAAAGGGCACAGUGUGCGCCCUCCCGCCCCGGGCGGAGACGCCGCGGAAGGAGACACCACAGACAGAGGAGUGCCAAGCGCGCGCGCGACGGCCUCCGCGAAGGCUGGCGAUGGGUUCCUUUUCCCUGGGACCUCCAGUUCGCUCUCCACGGUUGCAGCUCUCGUCGACUGCAGCCAGUCGCACCGGCCGACGCGAUCGGAUGCGGAGCAGAUCCCUGGGGGCAGCAUUUGUGGGCGCUCGUCGGCGGCUCUGGGUUGGGGUCCGAACAUGUUCGGACCUGGAGGCCCUGGGGCGCGGCCACUCGCUCCACUCUCGCCUCAGAUCGCCUGGACUUGCGCGCCAGAGAGCUUCCCCGACGCGCCUCUCGUCGGUUACGACAGUCGGCAACUUUUUGCAGGCCUUGAUUUGGACACUCUCUUCUUCGUCUUCUACUACCAGCAGGGGACCUAUCAGCAGUAUUUGGCUGCCCGGGAGUUGAAGCAGCAGUCAUGGCGCUACCACAAGAAGUACUUGACUUGGUUCCAGAGACAUGAAGAGCCGCGGAUCACUGCAGACAAGUAUGAGCAGGGCACUUACGUCUACUUCGACUACGACUCUGGCUGGUGCUCGAGGAUCAAACAAGAAUUCACGUUCGAAUAUCACUGGCUUGAAGACGAACUCGCGGUGUAGUAGAGACAGCCUCGGCGCAAGAGGUGGCUGUGCAGGAGACGAGGUGCCGUGUCGGCUUAUAGUCGGAUAAACUCAUACGACGGUCGGGGGUCUGAAGAAAGGCGGGCAGGACGGAGGCAAGCGGGGAAAAAGGCGACAGAAGAGCCAAUACGAUCCGGAGACAGAGAGGUGGACACAAGCCGACAGUCGGCUGGAGGCUUCUGCCUCGCCUGCGGAACACUGGAGAGAAAGAAAUUUCUUUUGUGUCUCUUGUAGAGGUGUGAUGCGAGGGAGAGAGAAGAAUAGGGAAUGCCCGCACGCCUUCAAUCACGUCCGUCUUGCGCAAGGGACAGAGGAGGUCGACGAGAGGGGCGAAAAUAAUUGGGAAAAAAUGAGAAACAGAGAGACGAAGAGAGAAAGCAUUCGAGGGAGGAGAGAAAGAGCGAAAGAGAAACGGGCGGCAUGACGUAUCUUCACACACACACACACACUCGGUCCUGAGAGAGCAAGAGGACGCUGGAUUCAGGCAUCAUUUGUUUCUUUUUUUUCUUGUCAGUUUUCGGUGUACCAGGAGGAUCAGAGUGCCCUGUCUCUCGAGGAAGACGCAGUGAGGAGUGGUGGCGUAGGACAGGGAAGGUGCAACAGAGCUGAAUCUGAUCGAGAGACCCAGCAUUUCCAACUUCUCUCGUGUUAGUUCCUUGAGUCCGUUCCUUGUUUGUCUUUUUUCCGUGGUCGUCUUGUCGCCGUUUCUGCUUCCCGGCUAGUCCCCCGCUCUACGUCGACAGGCGAUAAUCACCUUCGGGUCUCUGGAGAAACCUAUAGAGGCCUGUUCAUUGCCGCGGAGUAGUACAAGCCAGGAGAGAGUCCUUUAGUUGACGAAAGUGUAGAAAGCGAAACGCCUUGGUCUCUC
This is a messenger RNA of Toxoplasma gondii ME49, 3226 nucleotides long. Its product is annotated as Not1 N-terminal domain, CCR4-Not complex component protein. Gene Ontology annotation, cellular component: P-body; CCR4-NOT core complex; nucleus. The record is from RefSeq and is a predicted model, not a curated record. Lineage: Eukaryota; Apicomplexa; Conoidasida; Eucoccidiorida; Sarcocystidae. The coding region runs from base 1 to 2337 and encodes 778 amino acids. Gene Ontology annotation, biological process: nuclear-transcribed mRNA poly(A) tail shortening; regulation of DNA-templated transcription. The transcript has 5 exons.